GCUCUUACGGCUUAUAUUCUACCACAUUUUAAGAGAAGUUCUUUGGAGCGAGAAGAGUUCAGGCACGUCUAGUUUUGGCCAUAGUGAGACGAAGUGGCAAUGUCUUCACAAUAGAAUGGCAACUAGUUGUCUGUGCAACAUGAAAACUUGACAUUUCUAUAAAGUGAAGAUCUUUGGCAAAAGAACGUUUCUCUUAAAAUAAACAACUGUCUUCUUCAUCACAAUGUCCUACUACGACCGUAAAUACCGCGACUUGGAACUGAGCCACUCAUCGCCCAAGAAGAGCAAGGGUGAAUAUGCCAGUGACUUUUCCUCGUCCUACAUCCCUGGCCAAUUGAGUACAACAAGCCAAAACCACAUUUCGGACUUGCAACACCAUGAAAAUGUUUCUGUAAAAUCUGGGGUUACUCGGAGUGUUACGCAAAGCGUUAAAAAGUCCAGUGUGUCAUCCACGAAAAGCUCGGGAUACUCCAGCGAAGAAGGGAAGAAAGACGACGAUAUGGCGAUUGCCGACAUUUUGAAUUCUAGGACAAGUGGAGCGAUAGGAUCAUCAAUGGUAGCCGACUCCUACAAUACUAGUUCCUCUAAUUAUGAUGAUCUUCCUCGGCGGGUCGACAGGCCAAAACCAACAGAUAUUGGAUUCCAAUAUGAAGAUAUCCAAUCAUUCAAAGAGAGGCAGAAAGUCGAAGGUGAUCGUCUCCAGAUGCAUAGGCAAAGUUUGACUGGAAAUAUUGUUGGUACAGGGAAGCAUGGUGUUAUGCAAAGUGAGUACUCGAAAAGUUCUGAGAGUAAUCCCAAAGACAGCGAUAAAGCGUCUUACGACUCAAGUCGUGUAUCCCAUUACAAGUCUUCCAAUGAUGAUGAUCCCUUAUCCAGAGGAAAUCUUCUUGCAGAGGCAAGAGGGAAAAAUACUGAUCUUUCCAGUGUCCCAUCUAAUUCACAAGGUGAACAUGGUCACCUUGCCAAUGCAAAUAAUAAAGGUUCGAACCCCAGCUAUAGUGGCAGCAAUGAAUUCAAGUAUUCCAGUAAGUUAUCAAGGUCCAAUGAAAACAUAACGUCUUCUGAAGAUCCUUUAUUAAGGUAUGGAAGUACCCGUGAUUCAGCUCUUUACUCCAGCAGAUAUACCAGUGGGAUAUCAAGAUCGAGAGAGGACAUUAUAGGCUCUUCUAGAAAGAGCGAACCUCUAUCAAGGAAUGGGCUUCUGGCUGAUGAAAGGGACAAAAAUUUAGGUCUUCGUUCAGGCAGGUAUUCUAGUGAUUUAUCGAGCUCCAAAGAAGACAUUACAUCGUCUAACCAGGGUGCAAGUUCACAGUCGAGCUUCCAAUACUCCAGAGAGCUUUCGAGAUCUAAAGAAGAUAUCAUCGGAGACUCAUCCAAAAACAAUGUUUUAUCUAGUGCUCUCAGUGGGUCUGAUUCUCGACUGCAUACCCGAGGUAUCCUUCAUGACAGGCCCGGUAAUCGGGAUGAUCUCCAUGUUCCUCAGGAGGACCGAUUCUCAAGAUCUGACGCCUUAGUAGAAAAAUAUCUUCAAUCUAGUCGAUAUAAAGGUGUUUCCAAGCAUGUAAGCGAGCCUGAAUUAGAUCUCAAGUCCCAUCAUUCACCACUAACAGGGAUUAAAGAAGAAUCUAAAGAUGAUAAUGCCAAGAAAGACGUUACCAGUAAAGAAAAUGACGUGAAGCAUCACUCGUCUGGUGGGAAACCCAUGAGCUAUCUUCCGUCUUCUUCAAGCUACGAGGACUUGCUUCAAAGAAAGAGAGAAUCAUCUGCUGAUUCCAACCCCCCUGGCCUUACAAGGGAGACGGAUUACAACUCGAGGUACAAGUAUGGUGCUGAUGUAUCUAGUUCAAAACCUGGUCGUGAAGCAGAUCGAAGGUCUGUWGACCUUAGUGGCAUUUCAAAAAGACUAAGCACCGAGUUACGCGACGAAAGGAAAUCUCGUCAAGAUGCUAUUGAUCGACUACUACAAAGUACGCGACGAUAUUCGUCAGAAAAUAUUCUGGACAAGAAAUCUCAUGAUAAAAAUCUUGAUGAUGUUCUUGAUGCCAUUACGAGCAAAGAUCUCAAUAACUCAAAAAAGGUUGACAGAGAAGGCUCCGACAAAGACGGAUCUUAUCUUGGAGCAAAGAACAACAGAGACGCUGGUGACGAAAACUCACAAAAAAUAGGAAGCCACGUUAUUAAUGAUGCCGAUCGACAUGGUUUAGCACCAGGAAACGAGGCAGUGCGUCAAGGUGUUACAACAAGAAAUCAAAGGUAUAAUGAAUCAGCCAGUUAUGAAACCCCUUAUACGUCACUGGAUCACUCUGCACUCCGCUAUAGAAGGUUUUCUACUGAUGAUGACGGACCUAUGUAUGACCAACCAAUGAAAUCAGGUGAUCCCUCCUCUCAUCCAGAUGGCUAUGAGCGCGGGCUAAAGCCUGGAUCCAUGACAAAAACGUCCGAUGGUGGACCACAUGAAAUAUACGAUAAGCUGCGAAGAGGUAGUGACCAGACCCAACACCCAUCACAUGAAGGUCGUCACGUUGAUCAAAAUGCUAUCAAUAAGCGAAGAGGCUCAACCGAAGAGCCGAUUUACGAUCACCUGAACAGUAGUGCGCUCAAACCAUCAAGAGGACAUGGCAGUCCUAUUCCCAUUUCUGACAAGUAUAGUCAUCCACUAGAUAAAUAUGACAAGCCUAUUGCUGUUCAUGGUAGAUCACAAGACCCGUACAAACCUGACAAUCCGAGAGGAAGAGAGAUUGUGAGUCAAUAUCCUGAUCCAAGGGACUCUGGAAUGUCGUCUGAUUACGUGACAGAUAGUGGUGUGACAGAGACGACAAGAACCUCAUACAUGGAGCACACUUUUAUGUCACGCAACGGUGAAGUGAUAAAAGAUGAGACGAGGCACCAUGAAGAGGUACGUCAAGGUGGGCAAAACGCGAUCGAAGAAACGAACCGUCGAGGAAGCAGACCUGAUUUACCAACGCGUAUACAACGAUAUCCACCUGCAAUAACCAGCGAUGUCUCCAGUGUUCAAAGACCAAAUGACGCCCCAAAAUCCACAGAGGAUCACCGAGAAGAAAAGAACCCCAGACUUGAUGAUAUUCUCAAGAAAGCUGGCAUUGAUAUUAAAGACAGCGGAAACGCUACCAGUUUCCAGAAACAGUCCAGGAAAGACGAGGUCACUCGUAUUAGCGAUGACUCCAAUGUGAGAACAAAGGUUCAUAGAACUGAUGUCAAUACCAAUGUCAACAUCGUGAAGGAAGUGAUCACAGAAAGAAAGGAGAAACCGAAGCAAUCGCCCGCGAAAUCUGGGAUAGCCGGACUGCGAGCCAAAAUUGAUGCCUUGACCAAAAGCGUUGAUGAACUUAUGAAUUACAAGCAUAAAACGACUCUUAAAACGUACGUUCAGGAGCAUGGAAACAGACGUCCCUCAAAAGACMUCGAAGCACUCCCAAAACCAGAGAACUAUGAGGUGAAAAGCAAGCGUUAUGAGCCAGAUAUCAAGUUUGAUGAAGUGGACUACGUACAUAAGGAGGUCGAAAUAGAUGAAUUAUCCCAAAGGCCUACAAUACAUCAUGAAGAACUUAACCUUGAGAAUAUGUGGAAUGCUAAAGAUCAGCAGGGUCUUGAUAUUGGUUUACACAUUUCUAAGCAAAUAAAUCUGUCAGGGGAGAACAAGGAAAUGGAAUGGUGGAAUGCUCCAACUGCUGAAGACGCAGACAGAUUCCUUUGUAUAGGUGACUGGCAGUGGUGGAAUGCAAACACAACGGAGGGCGUCGACCAUAUCUUGGGUGUCCGUGCCAUCAACAAAGAAACUGGGGCUGCAGGAGCGAUUAUCGCAAAAUACCAAGGCGAUGAAAAGCCCAUUGAAUGGGCUUGGCUCCAGGCCACUCAGCAGCCUUCUCCUUCAGAGAAACGGCGAACCCUUACGCGUGCAUUCAUGAAAGAUAAGAAAAUCCCGGAUGAUUGGUGGGAUGCGCCUACGGCCGAAGAUGCUGACAAACAUCUAUCGAUAGGUCACUACAAAUGGUGGAAUGAGAACCAAACAGAAGGAGUCGAGAAAGUACUUGGAGUUCAGGGGUCGGCUGAGGAAACAGGUACCAUACUGGCGACUUAUGAAGGUGGCACUAAACCAACUGCGUGGACUUGGGUCCAGACCACCGAACAGCCAACUGAUCGUCAAGAAGAGAGAAGGCACACGAUCACGCGUUCGUCACGUGAUGUUUACAUUGAUGAGACUAACACCGGAAACGUGGAAUUGUUGGUCAGAGUGAAAGAUGAAGAGACCAUCAGCCAUCAACAACCUCGAUACUUGGCAAUCCGACCAGGUCCGAUAGAAAAAGCAAUCAUAAUACGUGAGAUUGUCGAGAGUGACAUCCCUCCAUAUGCAAGCGACGUGACAGUCGAAGGCAAGUCAGGUGAAGGUCUGGAAAUCCAAGAUGGCGUCGUGAAAAUGCGAAUUAAAGAUAUGACUCCCGAGGCAAGAAAAGCAUGGGUGGACAUCAUGGGAAUGGAGAAAAAGAAAUUCAAGCUCAAAGACAACGAGAUGCUAGAAAUACCAGUUAAAGUUGUCGAUCGUCCAAAACCCAGAGAAGAUAUCUAUGCGGUACCAAUGAAGAAGAAGAAGAAAUCACAGAAAGCUACGAGUGACGAGAAGCCAACGAUUCCUUCAAGAGAAACACCAGCAGACAAAAAGAAGAAGGAGAUGAAAGCAAAAGAAACCGAAAAAGAAAGAAAGAAACAAGAGCAAAAAGCCAAAAAACUAGAGGAACAAAGACGGAAAGAAGAAAAGGAGAGUAUAAAAAAGAAAGCGAAACUAAAUGAAAGUCAAAAGAAAAAGAAAGAAAUUGAGAGUGUGAAGAAGAAAAGAGAAAUAGAGAGCGUUAAGAAAAAGGAAACUGAAUCUCAAAAAAAGAAAAUAGAGACUGAAAAACUGAAAGAAAGGGAAAGUGAGAAAAGGAAAAGAGAACAGUCGGUUAAGAAAGGUUCAGUGUCGAGUAUCAAGGAGAAGGUUAAUAUUGAGAAGGUUGGGCCUCCACCGAUAGAUCGAUCUCUUAAGCCKAAGACAAAACCAGAAGACGUUAUCCAUGACACACACACCCAAGAAACAACUCAAAGUCGACGUACUUCGUAUGAUACUGUAGACAAUUCUCCGGGUACAAAUGUACGUCGUGGAAGCAACAAGCGAAUGUCACAAAUCCAAGUCACAGCGCUCCACCAUGAAGGCUCUGAAACUACCAAACCUGGUACCAAGGUCGGUCCUGGAACUCAUUCUCCAAUAAGGAAGCCUGGACCGUUUGCUCUGUCGAAUAAACAUGACAGGCCACAGACGACAAGAGGACGGAUUACUACCACGCAGAGCCAAUCAAAAAGUUCACGCACAGUGUUUGGAGAGACAAGCAGUCCACCAAAACGACCAAGUUCGUCUGUAAAAGUUUUAAGUCGUGUCAACAACCCUCAAAAUGGCGCCGACAUUGUGAAAGGCAAAAGUGGUAAUUUAAAUAAAAGGUCCGGUGGAAGCCAAGUUGUUGUUCCAUUACGUGGAGGUAGUAAGUCUCCUGAAGGUAAUGGAUACGCAGUUAUCGAACAUUCAAAAAGCCAGAAGGUUCCUGGCCAGCAUAUCAGACAGACCAAAGUCGAAAAGACCCACAAAACAUAUCGAACGGAGACAAGUAACCCCGUACAACAUCAUCUUCCAUUAAAGAGUAGCGUUAGUGACAGCCAAGCGAAAGUACACAUGAUUCAUGGUCCUAGUGAAGACCUUUUCCAUGCUGCCCCUGUCGUAAAACACAAAGAAACUCACGUGAUGGAAAAUAGGAUACUCGAUCGUCGUUCAAGCGGAGACCCCUUCAAUACUGUCCCUGUAGAAAGGUAUACUAAGGAAACCCAUGUUACAGAUGACAGGGUACUUAAUCGUCGUUCAAGCGGAGACCCUUUCAAUACUGUCCCUGUAGAAAGGCAUAAAAGAGAAACCCACGUUGUCGAAAGACGGGUACUUGACCGUCGUUCCAGCGCAGAGCUCCUCGAUUCAGUUCCUUUAGAUCGAAGAGGAAGUGGUCACUCUGUAACAAACUUAUCAGUUACCAGCCGAGCAAGUGAAAGCCAGCCCAGUGUUGUYCAAAUGGUCCGUCGCUCUAGCGGGGACCCUUUAAAUACAGUACCUUCAGAACGUCGAGGGAGUGGUCUCUCUGUGAAAAAUCUAUCAGUGAUCAGUCGGACAAGCGAGGACAAGCCUAAUGCUGUUCAAAUGGGGCGCCGUCCCAGCGAUGAAAAAGCACUCGACAGGAGAAGGGGAAGCGGACAUUCGGUGACAAAUCUUUCAGUUACUCGCCGAACCAGUGAGGGCAACACAAAUGUUAUCCAAAGCCGUCGUUCAAGCAGUGAUAAAGUUGUUGGGGGUCCCAUGGAGAGGAGAGGAAGUGGCCACUCUGUUACAAAUGUUUUAGUGUCCAGUCAUACAACCGAAGGACAGCCCAAUGUACAGAUUCGACGUCAAUCAGGUGCUGACCAAAAGGAUGGGGCUCAGAUGGAUCGACGUGGAAGCAGUCAUUCCGUACGAAAUCUCUCCGUUACAAGUCGCACAAUCACCGAAGUGCAACCAACUGGCCACAUAGUCAAAGCUGAUAAUAGCCAAGGUACGGACGUUGUACACUUGAGACGUCGUGUCAGCGGGGAUCCAUGGAAAACAGACGUGCAAAUGCCUAAAUCACGUGGUGGGGACCAUGCUGUCAUGAGCUUAGACGAACACCCAUCUGCAAGUUACUUUAGGGAAGAAAAACAGUCACCCCAUGAAUAUAUGAAGAGGGAAAUUAUCAGAAAGACAACUUGGUCUGAACAGGAGAUGCCACCAAGCAAUCAAUAGCCUUACUAAAUGUUGCAUUUAACCCUGCAUUUAUUUUGCAUGUAUUGAGUUGAGCUGUACACAUAAAUUUUAUUUUUAAUUUCGGGUUUUGGAAUACUACAUUUUGCAGUUCCAACCGCCAUCUUGAAAGGUGACCAAGUCUUUGCAUUAAAGCUAGACAGAAGUUGAACUUGUAAUGAUAGAUACCUGUGAAUAAUUGUCCUUAGGUGUGAACAAAAGGUAUCUACCUAUCACUGCAGGUUCAACUCCUGUCUCGUUUUGAUGCAAAGACUUGGUUACCUUUCAAGAUGGCGCAUGGAACUGUAACUUAACGCAUCGCCGAGUGCUCGUGCUGUUUCAUAAGUUUACUGUACUUUUCGGGAGCGUAUGAGAACUACUCAAUGAUAAAAUUAAUGUACCAAACUAAACUUUCAAGUAGUUUAACAACAAUAUGACGUGCAUGCGACGGGAUUCCGGGUUCCAAGUGUCCUAAC
Molecule: messenger RNA, 7317 nt
Organism: Exaiptasia diaphana
Lineage: Eukaryota; Metazoa; Cnidaria; Anthozoa; Actiniaria; Aiptasiidae
Exons: 19
Coding region: 224-6844 (2206 amino acids)
Source: RefSeq, a predicted model, not a curated record